ACAGCUGUCAAAGUGGGGUCAGGGCUGUGCGAAUUGUGGUGCAAGGGAGCUAACUCUAACAUCCACAACGGAAGUUUGACUCAAAGAUGGCGUCUGCCUUAUUUCGAAGUGGCCUUACGGCUGAAAGAUUAGCCGUCCAGCAUGCCGCGCGGGUAAUGUGUGUAGCUAAUGGUGGUGUGCCCUGUCAGCAGAAACGCCACCUAUCUGUCCAUGAAUACAUGAGCUUUGGCCUAUUACGAGAGGCAGGAGUGGCUGUGCCAGCCUUCAGGGUUGCCCAGACAGCAGAUCAGGCAUAUGACUUUGCCAAAGAGCUGGGCCAUGUUGCCGGAACACCUGACGUUGUGCUGAAGGCCCAGGUGUUGGCCGGUGGAAGGGGUAAAGGAUCAUGGGACAGUGGACUCAAGGGAGGAGUUAAGCUGGUGUUUUCGGCUGAUGAAGCAAAGGAUUUGGCAUCAAAGAUGUUGAACCACAAGCUGUUUACAAAACAGACUGGGAGUGAGGGGAGAUUAUGCUCCAAUGUAAUGGUGGCAGAAAGACUGUACUCAAGACGAGAGUUCUACUUUGCCAUCACCAUGGAGAGAAGUUUUGGGGGCCCAGUGCUGGUUGGCAGUUCACAGGGAGGUAUGAGUAUUGAAGAUGUCGCAAAAGACAACCCUGCCGCUAUUCUCAAGAGUGCAGUUGAUAUUUCAUCUGGUCUGUCAAAGGAGCAAGCAGUCAAAAUGGCAGCAGAUAUGGGUUUUAGUGACCAGUGUGUUGACGAGGCGGCAGACUAUAUGCUGAAGCUCUACAAUGACAUCUUCCUCAAGUAUGAUGCUACAUUAGUGGAAAUUAACCCAAUGUCAGAAGAUGCCAAUGGACGGGUAUUCUGCAUGGACUGCAAGUUGAAUUUUGAUGACAAUGCUGCAUACCGCCAAAAGGAUAUUUUCUCUCUCCGUGACUGGAGCCAGGAAGAUGACAGAGACCAACGGGCUGCUGAAGCAGAUCUCAAUUACAUAGGGUUGGAUGGCAGCAUCGGAUGUCUUGUAAAUGGUGCUGGUCUGGCCAUGGCCACUAUGGAUAUCAUCAAGCUGCAUGGAGGCACUCCAGCCAACUUCCUGGAUGUUGGUGGUGGUGCCACCUCACAGCAGGUGACCGAAGCAUUUAGACUCAUCACAUCAGACCCAAAGGUUCAUGCGAUAUUGGUGAAUAUAUUCGGUGGGAUCAUGCGAUGUGAUAUAAUUGCUCAGGGCAUUGUAGCAGCCGCAGCAGAACUACAGCUGAAAAUACCAAUAGUUGUCAGAUUACAAGGAACAAGAAACGAAGAUGCAAAAGCUAUCAUCGCAGCCAGUCAAAUGAAGAUCUUAGCCUGUGAUAAUCUAGAUGAGGCAGCUAGAAUGGUUGUAAAGCUAUCAACAAUUGUGACCCUUGCAAGAGAAGCUGACAUACAUGUCAAGUUUGAACUACCACUGUUGUAGCAGAGCUUGGGCUCAUGACUUCUAUAAAGGACACCCUGACUAGCCUCCAGCCUGUUGUGGAUCACAUAAUCCAGUACCACCUUGCAGUGUGGCUGGCAGGACAUGUAGAUACUGACUGUACAGAAACCCAGUUGCUGUGUAAAGAGAGAUGAUACAAUGUGCUGACUGAUGCAGAAUAUUCAUUCAUGCCACCAUUAAAACAUGUUAUUCUUU
Messenger RNA from Haliotis rubra (blacklip abalone), 1667 nucleotides. Its product is annotated as succinate--CoA ligase [ADP-forming] subunit beta, mitochondrial-like. Lineage: Eukaryota; Metazoa; Mollusca; Gastropoda; Lepetellida; Haliotidae. Gene Ontology annotation, biological process: succinyl-CoA metabolic process; tricarboxylic acid cycle. Gene Ontology annotation, molecular function: ATP binding; succinate-CoA ligase (ADP-forming) activity. The transcript is spliced from 13 exons. The record is from RefSeq and is a predicted model, not a curated record. The coding region runs from base 87 to 1454 and encodes 455 amino acids. Gene Ontology annotation, cellular component: mitochondrion; succinate-CoA ligase complex.